Molecule: messenger RNA, 1389 nt
Organism: Talaromyces amestolkiae
Lineage: Eukaryota; Fungi; Ascomycota; Eurotiomycetes; Eurotiales; Trichocomaceae
Exons: 6
Coding region: 1-1389 (462 amino acids)
Biological process (GO): cellulose catabolic process
Cellular component (GO): extracellular region
Molecular function (GO): cellulose binding; hydrolase activity, hydrolyzing O-glycosyl compounds
Source: RefSeq, a predicted model, not a curated record
AUGUUGAAAUAUCUUUCCAUCGUUGCCGCUACGGCAAUCCUGACCGGAGUGGAAGCUCAGCAAUCAGUCUGGGGACAAUGCGGCGGUCAAAAUUGGAGUGGCGCGACAUCAUGUGCCGCAGGUUCUACAUGCAGCACUCUUAACCCUUACUACGCACAAUGCGUCCCUGCCACGGCUACUUCGACUACAUUGGUGACAACAACAUCUUCCAGCAGCGUCGGAACGACACCACCGCCCACAACCACGACGAAAGCUACCACCACUACUCCUACCACAACGAAAGCUACUACCACUGCCGCUGCAUCUGGAAACCCUUUCUCUGGAUACCAGCUCUAUGCCAAUCCAUUCUACUCGUCAGAAGUAUACACUCUUGCCAUCCCAUCAUUGACUGGUACACUCGCCGCUGCUGCAACCAAAGCUGCCGAGAUCCCAUCAUUCGUCUGGCUUGAUACGGCAGCCAAAGUACCUACAAUGGGUACCUACCUAGCCAACAUUGAGGCUGCAAACAAGGCUGGCGCCAACCCACCUAUUGCCGGUAUCUUUGUUGUCUAUGACCUGCCUGACCGUGACUGUGCAGCUGCUGCAAGUAACGGCGAAUUCACUGUAGCAAACAACGGUGUUGCAAACUACAAGGCUUACAUCGAUAGCAUUGUAGCACAGUUGAAAGCUUAUCCUGAUGUACACACCAUUCUUGUUAUUGAGCCCGAUAGCUUGGCCAACAUGGUCACCAAUUUGUCCACUGCUAAAUGUGCCGAAGCUCAAUCUGCAUACUAUGAGUGCGUCAACUACGCAUUGAUCAACCUCAACCUGGCCAACGUGGCCAUGUACAUUGAUGCCGGCCAUGCUGGUUGGCUCGGAUGGCCUGCCAAUCUUUCACCAGCGGCUCAACUCUUUGCAACAGUCUAUAAGAAUGCAAGCGCUCCUGCAGCUCUUCGUGGACUGGCCACCAACGUUGCCAAUUACAACGCUUGGUCCAUCAGCAGCCCGCCCUCAUACACAUCUGGCGACUCCAACUACGAUGAACAGCUCUACGUCAACGCUUUGUCUCCUCUCCUGACAUCUAACGGCUGGCCCAACGCUCACUUCAUCAUGGAUACUUCCCGAAAUGGUGUUCAGCCGACCAAGCAACAGGCAUGGGGUGAUUGGUGCAAUGUUAUCGGAACCGGCUUCGGCGUCCCUUUCACAACCAAUACCGGUGACCCACUUGAGGAUGCCUUCGUCUGGGUCAAACCAGGUGGUGAGUGUGAUGGUACAUCAAAUAGUUCCGCACCUCGUUACGAUUAUCACUGUGCCCUCAGUGAUGCACUUCAACCGGCUCCUCAGGCUGGUUCUUGGUUCCAAGCAUAUUUUGUCCAGCUUUUGACCAAUGCCAAUCCAUCUUUGGUCUAA